AUGGUGCGUGAACAUGGCAGUCUGAUGAAGGAUGCCGAGACGAAUCAGGCGGCGUGGGAGGCGGCGAAGGGUGCGGCGUAUGGUGGUGUUAAGUGGGGUGCCUUUUUCGCAGUAGCAGGGGGUGUCGCAUAUGCCUUCUCGCCGUUAUAUCGAGGACUCACAGUACAGUUCAAGACGUACAUACAAAUGUCCGCCAUGGUCUUUGGCGGCAUGAUCGAAGCGGACAGCAGAAUGGUCAAAUAUCAGCUAGCAGUACGGCAACAGAAGAAGCUGCAAACAGACAUGGCAGCGUGGCGAGCAUAUGAGAAGGAGUUUGAAGAGCAUGGGACGCCUGGUGUGGCAUCUGAGAGCAACGUAGCCAGAAAGUGA
This is a messenger RNA of Macroventuria anomochaeta, 369 nucleotides long. RefSeq lists its product as uncharacterized. The record is from RefSeq and is a predicted model, not a curated record. The coding region runs from base 1 to 369 and encodes 122 amino acids. NCBI's taxonomy places the organism in Eukaryota, Fungi, Ascomycota, Dothideomycetes, Pleosporales, Didymellaceae. The transcript has 3 exons.